Messenger RNA from Beta vulgaris subsp. vulgaris (sugar beet), 2670 nucleotides. RefSeq names its product somatic embryogenesis receptor kinase 2. Bases 514 to 2376 code for a protein of 620 amino acids. Lineage: Eukaryota; Viridiplantae; Streptophyta; Magnoliopsida; Caryophyllales; Amaranthaceae. The transcript has 11 exons. Gene Ontology annotation, molecular function: protein kinase activity; ATP binding; protein binding. Gene Ontology annotation, biological process: protein phosphorylation. The record is from RefSeq and is a predicted model, not a curated record.
CCGGGCAGCCCUCCAGCCUACCUGCACGCCUUCACUCAUAGCUCUCACUCCCUUUUUUUUUCCAUUUUCUCUCUCCUCUCUCUAACCCACAAAACCCCACGAAGAAAGGAGGGAGAGGAGAGAGAAAAUCUUAGUUUUUUUUUAAGAGAGAGAAACAAGAUUUUAGAGAGAGAGGAAAAGGUGUGCAGAGGACAAAAGGUGUUGCAAAAAAGAAAUGCUGAAUUUGAAAGUAGAAUGAAUGUCACUUUUCUGGGUUUAAUUUUGUGAGAUCAAUCUUUUAUAUUCUGGGUUUUUGUUUUCUUUUUCAGUGAGCUAAAUUAUUAUAGGAUAACAAUGCUGGAAGUGGGAAAUUCUUGUUUUUGAUUUUUUUUUCAUAAUUAGUGGGUGUUUAAUAUUUUGAGCUGUUUUUUAGGGUUUUUAUUUUUUUUGUUGAUUUUUUAGGAUUGAAAAAAAAUGUUGGAUUUUUUUGUUGGGUUUUUGGAUCUAAGGUGAUUUAGAAGAUACGAAAGAGUCAUGUGGGUAAAGGUGUUAACUUCUCUUUUGUGUCUAUUUAUCUCAUUCAGGGUCAUUUCUGCUAAUGUGGAAGGGGAUGCUCUUCAUAGUUUGAGAAGCAACUUAGAAGACCCUUACAAUGUCUUGCAAAGCUGGGAUCCCACCCUUGUGAACCCCUGUACAUGGUUUCAUGUCACUUGCAACCCUGAUAACAGUGUUAUCAGAGUAGAUCUAGGAAAUGCUGCAUUGUCAGGUCAACUGGUGCCAGCUCUUGGCUCACUGAAAAAUCUUCAGUACUUGGAACUCUACAGUAACAAUAUAAGUGGGCCAAUACCUAGUGAGCUGGGUAAUCUGACAAAUUUGGUCAGUUUGGAUCUCUAUUUGAACAGUUUCAGCGGUCCAAUACCUGAGUCGCUUGGCAGGCUAUCGAAGUUGCGCUUUCUUCGGCUAAACAACAAUAGUCUGACAGGCGCCAUUCCAAUGUCCCUGACAAAUAUCACCUCACUGCAGGUUUUGGAUCUAUCAAACAAUCGCCUUUCUGGACCUGUUCCAGACAAUGGUUCCUUUUCCUUGUUUACUCCGAUAAGUUUUGCUAAUAACUUAAAUCUAUGUGGCCCUGUCACUGGCCGGCCAUGUCCUGGAUCUCCACCUUUUUCACCGCCACCUCCUUUCAUACCACCACCACCCACUAGUUCUCAAGGUGGUGUUAGUGCCACGGGAGCAAUUGCUGGAGGAGUUGCUGCUGGUGCUGCUUUACUAUUUGCUGCCCCUGCUAUCUUAUUUGCCUGGUGGCGACGUAGAAAGCCGCAAGAGUACUUCUUUGAUGUGCCUGCUGAGGAGGAUCCGGAAGUUCAUUUGGGACAGCUUAAAAGGUUUUCUUUGAGAGAGCUGCAAGUUGCUACUGAUAGUUUUAGCAACAAAAAUAUACUUGGCAGAGGAGGUUUUGGUAAGGUGUACAAAGGACGCCUUGCUGAUGGAUCAUUGGUUGCUGUCAAACGCCUCAAGGAAGAACGUACUCCUGGUGGUGAGCUGCAAUUUCAAACUGAAGUCGAGAUGAUCAGCAUGGCUGUGCACCGUAAUUUGCUCAGACUGCGUGGAUUUUGCAUGACACCAACUGAACGCUUGCUUGUUUACCCCUACAUGGCUAAUGGGAGCGUUGCCUCCUGUUUACGAGAGCGUCCACCGAAUGAACCGCCACUUGAUUGGCCGACACGCAAGCGAAUUGCUUUAGGAUCUGCUAGAGGACUUUCUUAUUUGCAUGACCAUUGUGACCCGAAGAUCAUUCAUCGAGAUGUAAAAGCUGCCAAUAUAUUAUUGGAUGAAGAGUUUGAAGCUGUUGUUGGGGACUUUGGUUUGGCUAGGCUGAUGGACUACAAGGACACUCAUGUAACUACAGCUGUACGUGGGACCAUAGGACAUAUAGCUCCUGAAUAUCUAUCUACUGGAAAAUCCUCAGAGAAAACUGAUGUAUUUGGGUAUGGGAUCAUGCUUCUCGAGUUGAUCACUGGACAGCGAGCUUUCGAUCUUGCUAGACUUGCGAAUGAUGACGAUGUCAUGUUGCUGGAUUGGGUCAAAGGACUUCUGAAAGAGAAGAAAUUGGAAAUGCUUGUUGAUCCAGAUCUUCUAACUAAUUACAUCGAGGCAGAAGUUGAACAGCUCAUACAAGUUGCUCUUCUUUGCUCGCAAGGAAACCCGAUGGAUCGACCUAAAAUGUCGGAGGUUGUAAGGAUGCUUGAAGGUGAUGGCUUGGCAGAGAGGUGGGAUGAAUGGCAAAAGGUUGAAGUUCUUCGGCAAGAGGUGGAUUUGGCUCCUCACUCUAACUCAGAUUGGAUUGUUGAUUCAACUGACAAUCUGCAUGCUGUUGAAUUAUCUGGUCCUAGAUGAUUGAUAUAUCGGAAAGAAAUUUAAUUUCAUUACUCUUUUUUCUCAUUAUAUUUUUUUACUUCUAUUAUUAUAGUUUUUUUUUUUUGUUUUCUUUCCUCUUUAGGCGUGUGCUUGUAACUGGUAAAGUCAUCCUGAGUGCCUAUUUUGGGCUUAAUAUUGAUUUGUGUAUAUGGAUGGACCUGAUUUGGAGGGGCAAUUUCUGUGGAAGUUGCAUUUUGUUAUGCGACUGUAUUGUGACCAUCUGACAGAAGUGAUUCGAAAAAGAAAAUGUAAAUUCUGCAAAAUUUUGUUAUA